This is a messenger RNA of Scatophagus argus, 1608 nucleotides long. RefSeq names its product group XIIB secretory phospholipase A2-like protein. Gene Ontology annotation, biological process: cholesterol homeostasis; triglyceride homeostasis; phospholipid metabolic process. Gene Ontology annotation, molecular function: A2-type glycerophospholipase activity; calcium ion binding. Lineage: Eukaryota; Metazoa; Chordata; Actinopteri; Scatophagidae. The coding region runs from base 15 to 644 and encodes 209 amino acids. The transcript has 4 exons. Gene Ontology annotation, cellular component: extracellular region. The record is from RefSeq and is a predicted model, not a curated record.
UACUGAGCUACAGGAUGACCCGUUGGGCCCUACUUGCUCCCCUCCUGCUGGGCCUGUUCAUGCACAGUGCUGUCACUCAGGAGGACCCAGCACCACCACCACCACCACCACCGGGCCAGGCUUCUGAUGGCACACAGGCGGAGGAUGAGAACGGGGACUGGGGACUGAACUCCCUCAGAGGCAGCUUUGAGUCAGUUGGCGGCUACUUUGACUCAAUGCUGGAGUUCAUGGGUGGACGUGACGGAGUGUGCCAAUACCGCUGUCGAUACGGUAAAGCUCCUCUUCCUCGUCCUGGCUACCAAAUGCCAGAACCUGAUGGAUGCACCUCCUACUUCUUUGGUCUUCCUGUUCCUGAGGGGAUGGACAUCGGCAUCCCUGCCAUGACCAAGUGUUGCAAUCAGCUGGAUAUGUGUUACGACACCUGCGGCUCCAACAAGUACCGCUGCGACUCCAAGUUCCGCUGGUGCCUCCACAGCAUCUGCUCCGACCUCAAGAAGAGCCUGGGCUUUGUGUCAAAAGUUGAAGCUUGUGAAACGGUAGCAGACACCUUGUUCAACACAGUGUGGACUCUGGGCUGCAGACCCUACAUGAACAGCCAGAGAGCAGCAUGCUACUGUCAGGGAGAGGAGAAAGAUGAACUGUAGAUUAAACAAAGUCUCCUAUUUAUAACAGUAUCAACUAGAGCAACGUGUGGGUGAUGACGACGAUGAUGGUGCUCUGAUUUACGGUAUUGUAAAGUCUGCUGUGUGACUACUUGAGUAAUUUAUUUGGAAGUUCUUCUGGUUUUGUUCAUUUUAGCCUGCAACAAAAUUUGGAUGUUAAAUUCACUGCACACUGUAUUGCAAGCCAAAACUAUUUGUAUUUGUUUGUUUGUGCAUCAGUGAUUCCUGUGUUGGUAUUAGCAUCAAUACACUUGACAUGUGAUUUUAAAAAAGGAAAAAAAAAACAAACAUCUGUGGCUGAACUUCACUAUACAAUGCACAGACAGCCUCUUGUGUUUCAUGCUUUGAGUGUGUUAACAUGUCAUACUUAGGGUAGUCCACCGUACGAAUACAUGUUAAGAGUACUUGAUACAGAUAUCACUUUCAAAACAUGAGGCAAAUUUGUGAUACCUUUCUUUUGGUUUGAGUUCAGUUGAUUUAAUCAGCAGCUAUUGAACAGUUCGUAAGGCUUCGAAAUAAUAAAAAUGUGUUUGUGUCCAGACCUGAGUUACAAAGACUAUUCAGGUUCAGUUCUUUAAGCUCAAUGCUGGAGGCUGACAGGUGUAGACAGCAAAAGCUUGCAGUGUUAACCUGGUCAGAGCUGCUUUACACUUUGUGCUCCCAUGACACUGUCAGACUCAAACACAGGUAUUCUGCUAUGACCUAAAGAGUCACACAAGCGGCAAUUCUGACCUGUUGGCCCUACGAGAUCAAAAGUCAGGGCCCCAACAAAAGUCAUCAGGAGUCAUCAUCUAACGUGUGAUUACUUGUGAAUGUAAAACGUACAGUAUUUAAUGACAUCAGUUCAAGCUAGCCUUUGUGCUCAAGAAGAAAACAUUCACAUCUUUUCAAACACUUGUGUCAGUGUGAACCGUUAGUGGGUGAAAUAAAAGGACCUGACUAUUUU